Molecule: messenger RNA, 8062 nt
Organism: Anguilla rostrata (American eel)
Lineage: Eukaryota; Metazoa; Chordata; Actinopteri; Anguilliformes; Anguillidae
Gene: iqsec1b
Product: IQ motif and Sec7 domain ArfGEF 1b
Exons: 14
Coding region: 835-4197 (1120 amino acids)
Biological process (GO): regulation of ARF protein signal transduction; actin cytoskeleton organization
Molecular function (GO): protein binding; guanyl-nucleotide exchange factor activity
Source: RefSeq, a predicted model, not a curated record
CCUGAUUAUGAUGUCAUGGCCUCUCUGGCGGGUCUGGAAGGAGUGGUCGCCGGGCAUGUUCAGUGUCUUGGCUGAACUCACACACCGUCAACGGUAAACAAUCCCGUGUUUAGAUUCCAUUGCACUACUCCCUGUCAUAGUAUUAAGACUGACUUAAUAGUAUAAAUGGUCCUCCUCGAGCUAUGAACUUAAACUCAACCCUCCUCCCACCCCAACUCCAUGGGGAGGUGUGUCACUGUUGGACUUGGGCCUGAAUUCAAGCCUCCUACAAGGAGAACAGCCCAGCCAGCCACCCCACAGACAGCUGGGAGUUUAGACAGUCCCAGCCAGAUGAUUUAGGGUGUAUUAUAGUCCACAACUAAGCAAUAUGGAAAAGGAGGAGGUCUUAGGGGGUGUGUGUGUACGGCUUGCAUUAAAGAAGUAAACUGUAGACUCAUUUUCCUAGUGUAGCGCUCUUAGUGGCUUUGCCAUACUUGGUAAUGCAGGAGCGCGUACUCUUGGUCUUUCGAAGGACACAGUGGAACAGGGAUAAAUACAGCCAGACGAAGGGCUCACGCGGAGCAACAACUGCAGAAACUUGAGCUGCGGGAGAAGGAAUUAGUCAUUUGUUCUCAGGAGGGUCAGAACCGCGGGACAGAUUUGGAGGUCCUGGGGAGAGUGUGAGAGAGAGAAAGAGAGAAGAGAGAGGGAGAGAGAGAGAGAGAGGAGUGUCCGCGUGUUUCUGAGCUGGCAGACGCUGUUUCCGGGUCGGUGACAGCCCCUCGCCGUGGUGUGUGCCUGAGACUUUUCUACCCUCGGACCAAAAAACCUUCCAGACCAGUCUCAAGUCUCCAGAUGAGCGAUGUCACUGCAAUGUGGAAUCUAAUGUGGAAGUACUGCAUUUCUGUGAGGACAAUGAGCGUGGAAGGUGACGCCGCGUGCGCUGAGUCGGACCCCUCUCUGGACAGCGGCGCCGGGUACAGCCGAGGCCCCGUGACGCGCGGCGGCAUCCUCAGCCCGGAUCACUUCGAGGCCCCGCUCUACGGCCACCCGGCCCUGCCCGGGCCCCAGCGCCAGCGCCGGCCCAAGCUCCAGCACUCGCAGUCCAUCCUGCGCAAACAGGCCGAGGAGGAGGCCAUCAAGCGCUCGCGCUCGCUCUCCGAGAGCUAUGAGCUCUCCACCGACCUCCAGGACAAGCAGGUGGAGAUGCUAGAGCGUAAAUAUGGAGGACGAUUCAUAACGCGACAUGCGGCUCGAACCAUCCAGACGGCCUUCCGCCAGUAUCAGAUGAACAAGAAUUUCGAGCGGCUCAGGAGCUCGAUGUCGGAGAAUCGCAUGUCCAGACGCAUCGUCCUGUCCAAUAUGAGAAUGCAGUUUUCCUUUGAAGGACCUGAAAAAGUCCACAGCUCCUACUUCGAGGGCAAGCAGGUCUCGCUGACUGACGACGGAACCAAGAUCGGGGCUCUGGUGCAGUCGGAGUGCGGGGACCUGGUCCCUGCUAACAUGAAGCAGCCCGCCGCGCAGAACGACUUCAACGACGCCAUCACCGAGCUGGAGGACGCCUUCUCGCGGCAGGUCAAGUCCCUGGCCGAGUCCAUCGACGACGCCCUCAACUGCCGCAGCCUGCACGGGGACGAGGGCCAGCCGGAGCCCGUCAGGGGGCACCCGGACAUGGAGAGGGAGGUGGCCUACCAGGUCAAGCCCUCCCACAGCGCCGACCACCGCAAGCUGGACGAGAUGACGGCCUCCUACAGCGACGUGACGCUCUAUAUCGACGAGGAGGAGCUCUCGCCGCCCAUCCCGCUGUCCCAGUCGGUGGACCGGCCGUCCAGCACCGAGUCAGACCUCCGCCUCCGCUCCCUCAACUCCUCCCAGGAGUACUGGUCCAUGGCCCACAAGGACGACAAGGGCGACACGGACACCAGCUGCCGCAGCACCCCGUCUCUGGAGUGCCAGGACCAGAGGCUGAGGGUGGACCACCUGCCCCUGCUGACCAUAGAGCCGCCCAGCGACAGCUCGGUGGAGCUCAGCGACCGGUCCGAAAGGGGCUCCCUCAAAAGGCAGAACGCCUACGACCGGGGCAUCGCCAGCCAGCAGGGCAGCCCCAAACACAUCUCUCACGGGCUGCCCCCCAGGGGCCCGCCCCGGGACGACGAGCCCACCAGGCACAGGCCCCGGCAGCUGGAGAGCCACCUGGCCAUCAACGGCACGGCCAACCGGCAAAGCAAAUCCGAGUCGGACUUCUCAGACGGGGACAACGACAGCAUCAACAGCACUUCCAACUCCAAUGACACCAUAAACUGCAGCUCGGAGUCCUCGUCCAGGGACAGCCUGAGGGAGCAGACCCUGAGCAAGCAGACCUACCACAAGGAGACCCGCAACAGCUGGGACUCGCCCGCCUUCAGCAACGACAUCAUCCGCAAGAGGCACUACAGGAUCGGCCUCAACCUCUUCAACAAGAAGCCAGAAAAGGGUAUCCAGUACCUGAUCGAGAGAGGAUUCGUCCCAGAUACGCCUGUGGGCGUGGCUCACUUCCUGCUCCAGCGGAAAGGCCUGAGCCGGCAGAUGAUCGGGGAGUUUCUGGGUAAUCGACAGAAACAGUUCAACAGGGACGUCCUAGACUGCGUCGUGGACGAGAUGGACUUCUCAGGGAUGGAGCUGGACGAAGCCCUCAGAAAGUUCCAGGCCCAUAUCAGAGUCCAGGGUGAAGCGCAGAAGGUGGAGAGGCUCAUCGAGGCCUACAGCCAGCGUUACUGCAUCUGCAAUCCCGGGGUAGUUCGGCAGUUCAGGAACCCAGACACCAUCUUCAUCCUCGCCUUUGCCAUCAUCCUCCUCAACACAGACAUGUACAGCCCCAAUGUCAAGCCAGAGCGCAAGAUGAAGCUCGAGGACUUUGUGAAGAACCUUAGAGGGGUGGAUGACGGAGAGGACAUCCCUCGGGAGAUGCUGAUCGGGAUUUAUGAGAGGAUCCGCAAGCGGGAGCUGAAGACCAACGAGGAUCACGUGUCCCAGGUGCAGAAGGUGGAGAAGCUGAUUGUGGGGAAGAAGCCGAUUGGAUCUCUGCACCACGGCCUUGGCUGUGUUCUGUCUCUGCCCCACCGCAGACUGGUGUGCUACUGCAGGCUGUUCGAGGUCCCGGACCCCAACAAGCCCCAGAAACUGGGCCUUCAUCAGCGGGAGAUCUUCCUCUUCAACGACCUGCUUGUGGUCACAAAGAUUUUCCAGAAGAAGAAAAACUCAGUGACGUACAGCUUCAGGCAGUCCUUCUCUCUGUACGGGAUGCAGGUGAUGCUGUUUGAGAACCAGUAUUACCCCAAUGGAGUCAGGCUUACAUCGGCCAUCCCAGGUGCAGACAUCAAAGUCCUCAUCAACUUCAAUGCCCCCAACCCCCAGGACCGCAAGAAGUUCACAGACGACCUGCGGGAGUCUAUCGCCGAGGUCCAGGAAAUGGAAAAAUACAGGAUAGAGUCGGAGCUGGAGAAGCAGAAGGGCGUGGUCCGGCCCAGCAUGUCCCAGAGCUCUGGCCUGAAGAAGGAGGCGGGGAACGGGAACCUGAGCCGCGCCAGCCUGGAUGACAGCUACGCCAUGGGGGAGGGGCUAAAGCGCAGCGCCCUCAGCAGCUCGCUGAGGGACCUCUCUGAAGCAGGCAAGCGUGGCCGGCGCAGCAGUGCAGGAUCACUAGACAGCAAUAUGGAAGGGUCCAUCAUUAGCAGCCCUCACAUGCGCCGGAGAGCCACCUCCACCCGCGAGUGCCCGUCCCGUGGCCACCAGUCCAUCCCAAACUCCUCCUCCCUGCUGGGGACCCUCUUCGGCAGCAAGCGGGGGAAGUCUCCGGCGCCUCCGCCCCAGCCCCAGCACCCCACCCUCAUCUCCCACACGCCCCACCCCUCCACCCUGCACCACUCGGCCCAGGUGGAGACCCAGACCCAGGCCCAGAUGCACACCCACCACGCCCAGUACUGCCACGUCCAGCAGAACCCGCCUCCUUACCACCACCACCACCACUACCACCCCCCGGCCCACCUGCAGUUCCACCAGGGCCCCUCCCACGGCCACGCCCACCCGCACCCGCAGCACGGCCAUGGCGCGCACGCCUCGCACUCCCAGCAUUCCUCUCACUCCCAGCAUGCGCCUCACCACCACGCCCAGCAGCAGGGCCCCGCCCCCGCGCCCAGCAGCACCAAACCCAAGCACAGCGGCAUCAGCACCAUCGUGUGAAGGCCAAAGCGGAGGAGGGGAGCCCCGCCCACCGCUGAAUGACGCUCGAUGGCCGGGGGUUGCUGGGGGUUUCAGUGGCCACAGACGGUGGUGUUGGAGCCCACUCUUUUGCUGGUGGUGGGGGGGGGGGGAGGCAACACUUUCAGCUGAUGGCCUGGCGGCAGGUGGGGUCAAAGAGAGUGAAGGAAAAGAUUUUGACUCAGUACUUCCAUUCUCCUCAGAGUCUUUCUCCUCCAAGAAGAGAACGUAACACUGGACAUCACUGGCUUUCAGUACCAGGGUAUCAGAGGCAUUAAGUACAUAAUUUUUUCUAAUGGCUUCCCUCCACCAUGAAUCAACAUCAUGCCACUCAACAGACUAAAGGAAGAAAACUGUUAGAAGCCACUAGGUUUCUCCCAUAGAUACAGUACAGUACUAACAUACACAGUAGAUGUCUGUUUUCCUUUUAAUAAACGUGACAGACAUUUAGGCAGAGGCAUGAACACAGACCUUGGCUCCUGUUCUGUCAGUGAUGGCAAGUUGUAAAUGGGCUUCAUACUUCAGUACCCUGCUUACUAGUUUCCCGAAGCAAAUUACUUUCUCUCUAAAUAACUCUGGCAAUGUACCCGUUGGACACUGUGGAUUACAUGAGCAGCGUGACUUAAGAAUAAAGAAAUCAGCGGGCGCGAGUUAACCACGGAACAAUAGCAGUCACAAAAGUAGUUGUUCCAGUAUUUACUGUAGCUCUAGGUCACAGCUGUCUGUGAUAUCUGUUAGCAAUCAUAAAUAAAUGUGCCAAUUAUUAAUGCAUUAACUAUUUUAGUCUGAGAGUUUGCUUUGUGUAUAUCGUGCUUAUAGUAUUUUGUAAGAUAAUAAUAAUAGCUGCAAUUAUUAUUAUUGUUAUAAAAUAAAAAUGGUCAGAGGAAAACUAUCAGUAUUAUACUCUAAAGUAGUAGGCAUUAGUCGCACUUAUUAUGAAUACCAAUCUAAAGCUUAUACUAGUUAGGCAAUUCAAUGACUUGGAAUAUCUCUGGUUGCCUUCGGAAUAGAGCUCUUGGAAGAUUCUAGAAUGCAGCUGCGACAUAUCGUACUCCCGCACAGCUGUGCUAUUUGCUGAACCUCACAGAGGACCCACACAGAGCGAGCCUUCAUGUGUCAGCUGACAUGGACUGAGGCCCCCCCUCUGAGGUGGGUGGGUUCGCCUCAACCUCAAUAUAAAUCAGUCCUGGCUGCUUAUGAACCGUUCUUUUAUUUUUUUAAACUAUUUUUUUAGAGAUGACUAAAAAACCUAAAUGGAAUACUGUACAUCGUUAUAUUCUGUCUACUACUAGUGAUUUAGCUGGUGUGUGAUUCUGGGAACAAUUCAUAUAUAUAUAUAUAUAUGAAUUGCUAAAUAUAUGAAUACAGAAACACACACAAGCAUAUACAAAUGAGUUGAUUUUUCCGGUGGGAUUUUGAAGUCUGAUUUGACACAAUGAAGCAAGGAGAAGAGAGAGAGCAGGCAGGCUACCCCAUUUCAAAGCCCUUUACAUGACACUAAAUGCCUCAGCUGGCUGAGUGUGCCCUUUGCAUUGUAGAUUUCACAGCACCUCACAUUGUUCUGCUCUCACAGUGUGUCUCUGGCUCACUUGAGGCUCGACCACUUCUUGUGUGUGUCUGUUGGACAGACACUUGGCACUAGGCACCAGGCCGUGACUGGCGCACGUUGGUAAAAUGGUUGUGGGUGUGGCAUAUAUCAAAGGUGACAGUACACAGUUCAAUACGGAGCUGCAUCAUUUUCUUUUAAAACAUUCUUUUUUUUCAUCAGGCACCUCAAAAAUGAUCAAACGGAUGUUUGAGUGUGUUGGCAGAGCUACAGGGGGUUCCUCUGUAUCUGCACUGUUUUCCUGGGGGGGUGUUCGUGCAGAUAGUGUAGAGGAGUUGGCUUGGGAUGGCAUGUGUGCUGGAUCAACAAUGAGUUUUGGAAUUUCUCAACAUCAAAAUGGAUGAACGAAGUCCUUUUACAGGUUGCAUUAACAGUAAUUUUGAGUUGAACUCUCAUUUGAAGUUUUCUUAUUUUUUUUAUCAUAUGUGCAAUAUAUAUGUACUGAAUCAGGUGGGUGUUCUUGUUCUUUUUGUUGUUGUUUUUUUUGUUGUUGUUCAUUUCACUUUGCUUUGUUAUUUCUUUUUUCCCUUGCUUUGUGGAUCAUCGUUGGCUUGCUUGUUACCCCUAGACCUUUGAGAACCUGCUUCCAGCGGUGAUGAGGAAUGUCAAAAGAAAAAUAAUCUUGCAUGUAAUGUUAAUAUUGUGAGGCUAUUCUUCUACAUAUUGUAUAUUCGCAAAAUAUAUCAGUGUUACUGUUGAUUAUUGUUGAAGUGAUAACAUAUUACAAUAUGUAGACUUCUCUUCAUGCCACUGUGCACCAAUGGGUGAGUCUGUUAUCAUGGGUUGUUCCAGAAGAGAUUCAAUUAAACAAUGAUUCCGUUUUGGACUGUGUAAAUACUGUAGGUGUACAGUACACACUGAGAUGCAGUGGUACUAAGGAUGUAUGUAUGUACAUACUUUUAUAAGAUACUCUGCUCUUCUAUCUGUCAGUGUGCUGUGUUUUAAUAAACAAAUUAGGAAUGGAAUUUUUUGUCUACAUGUAUACUCAGUAAAUAUAAUUGUAUUAUGAGACACCAUUAUUAGGGACACAAUAUAAUUCAAGUUACUAAAGACUUAAUUUGCCAUUAAAACAUGUUAACGGUGGUUUCUCAUAAUACACGUAUGUAAUCUAAAGAAUUAUAUUGAAUCGAAGUAAAACAGUGCAUAUUUGAAUCCGUUUGUACUGUGAUUACUGAAACUCCAAGCACACGCCCAUGUUCAGAUUCUCUGCCCUGCCAUAUUAAACCUUAACUUUUAUUUUUUUUUUUUUCUGUAGUGUUUCAGGAAAUUCUAAUGAAUGCUGAAACAAAUCUUUUCUGGGACAACAAUAACCAAUCAAAUGUGUCUUUGUACAUUUGAUUUUCCUUUCACUUUUUUAAGUUUAAUAACGAAUUGUAUGGCAAAUGUAAAAAUGUAAAAGUUGAUCUCUGCACAUCUAUUGUAGCACUACAGCUGUGUCCACAGCCAUUCAGUCUUGAGAAAGAAAAAACAAAACCCCAAUGCUCUGCAUGCAGCCAAUGCCUCCUGUUUCUUAUUAACUACAGGCUGGUGCCAUUUCUUUUCUCCCCCCAUCCCUCCCUUCAUUUCUGUUUUCUCUUCAGUGAGACUCUUGGUGUUGACUUGCCGCUCCACAUUAAGCUGCGUGUUUCACUCCGGUCCAGCAUGCAUUUCAUUUAUGUACUCAUGUUGUAAAAACACCAUUUCUCCUCUUGUGUCUGAACCGAAGACUCGCGGUGUGUAAAUAACAAAGAACCAAGAGACUGAAAGAAGACAUAUCUCAAGGAAUACAAAAAGGGAAGGGGGGAAGGGGGCAUGAGGGGAGGGGAGGGGAGGGGGAGGGUGAUGGGGGCUGAUGUUGGGUGAUGGGACUCACAGAAAUGUUUAAAGGGGAUAACCAAUUGUACAUACUCUGUAUAUUAUUAGUACUCAAAUAUAAUGUGUGCAGUCACAUCGAGGGCACAUUCCUUUCUCCUCCCUAGAAGAAAAAAGAUCAUAUAGCUGCUUUUGCUUCAAACUGUACUGGACUGUCAUAGGAUCUAGGUCUUAAUAGCAGACUGUUACAUAACUCUCACUUGCUUCUCGUCUUCAUGUUCGGAUGCUUCUGUUCUCUGACUCGAGGCCCAUUUUGUAAUUAAAAAAGGGAAGAGAGGAGUGCUGUCAUUUUAAUAUGCAUUUUGUUUGUAAGUAGAUAAGACCCUAUUGAUGUAAAACUAUAACUGUGACCAUGUUGAGAACGCGAAAUAAAACGAUAUAAGACUUGAA